Molecule: messenger RNA, 771 nt
Organism: Ylistrum balloti
Lineage: Eukaryota; Metazoa; Mollusca; Bivalvia; Pectinida; Pectinidae
Exons: 1
Coding region: 1-771 (256 amino acids)
Source: RefSeq, a predicted model, not a curated record
AUGGCUGUGUCGAUGGGUAUUCUCGUCAAUGGCUGUGUCAAUGGGUAUUCUCGUCAAAGGCUGUGUCGAUGGGUAUUCUCGUCAAUGGCUGUGUUGAUGAGUAUUCCCGUCAAUGGCUGUGUCGAUGGGUAUUCUCGUCAAUGGCUGUGUCGAUGGGUAUUCUCGACAAUGGCUGUGUCGAUGGGUAUUCUCGUCAAUGGCUGUGUGGAUGGGUAUUCUCGUCAAUGGCUGUGUGGAUGGGUAUUCUCGACAAUGGCUGUGUUGAUGGGUAUUCUCGACAAUGGCUGUGUCGAUGGGUGUUCUCGUCAAUGGCAGUGUGGAUGGGUAUUCUCGACAAUGGCUGUGUCGAUUGGGUGUUAUAGUCUAUGGCUGUGUCGAUGGCUAUUCUUGUCAAUGGCUGUGUCGAUGGGUAUUCUCGACAAUGGUUGUGUCGAUUGGUGUUCUCGUCAAUGGCAGUGUGGAUGGGUAUUCUCGACAAUGGCUGUGUCAAUGGGUAUUCUCGUCAAUGGCUGUGUUAAUGGGUAUUCUCGUCAAUGGCUGUGUCAAUGGGUAUUCUCGUCAACGGCUAUGUCGAUGGCUAUUCUUGUCAAUGGCUGUGUGGAUGGGUAUUCUCGACAAUGGUUGUGUCGAUUGGGUGUUAUAGUCUAUGGCUGUGUUGAUGAGUAUUCCCGUCAAUGGCUGUGUGGAUGGGUAUUCUCGUCAAUGGCUGUGUCGAUGGGUAUUCUCGACAAUGGCUGUGUCGAUGCGUAUUCUCGUCAAUGGCUGUGUUGA